AAUCCCAUCUUAGAAGCUUAAAAUUGCAUAUUACUUUUAAAAUUCAGAAAUGCAAAUAGAAAUGUUUUUGAUAUUAAUUGCUGGAGACAGAUGUGUAUGGAUAAACAUGUAGACACAGAAUAGCUUGAGAGAAGCUAUUUUCUGGGAGAAUGGCUAAAAUCAGUAGUUCCAAGGCUGCUUAUGUAAAAUACUUUCCUCCCUUCCUCCCAUCAUCCCUCCCUCCCUCCCUCUACUUCCCUUUUCUCUCCCCUCCCCUCUCCAUCAGCUCUCUCUUUUUCUGACUCAUGCUGGGUUUGAGGAAAUAAUUUUCUCUCUUUUCUUUUAUACAGAUCUCUGAGUAACUGGGGACUUGGCCUGCCUUGUCUACUGAGCCUGGGGGAAGAUUGAAUGGAGAUGAGUUGAUUAUAUUCCAUGAAGUCAUAGCUCACCACCAGCCAGGGUUUCAACUACUUCACCUGUGGACUAUUCUAAAUUUUGCUUUCUUGGGGAAAAAUACUGGGGUAAGAGGAGGUCAUUUCUAACAAGUUAGCAUCCUUCUUUCUCCCUCCCUUUCAAGUUGAUAUAAAGGAUAAGGCUGUGACUCCUUUUGAUUGCACCUUCAAAUCAAAAUAGGAGGAGGAGAACAAGAAAGGGAUAAUGGCUCUGAGUGGAAACUGUAGUCGUUAUUAUCCUCGAGAACAAGGAGCCACAGUUCCAAACUCCUUCCCUGAAGUCAUGGAGCUGAAUGUUGGCGGUCAAGUUUAUUUCACUCGUCAUUCUACAUUAAUAAGCAUCCCUCAUUCCCUCCUGUGGAAAAUGUUUUCCCCAAAGAGAGACACGGCUAACGAUCUAGCCAAGGACUCCAAGGGGAGGUUUUUCAUUGACAGAGAUGGAUUCUUGUUCCGUUAUAUUCUGGACUAUCUCAGGGAUAGGCAGGUGGUCCUGCCUGAUCACUUUCCAGAGAGAGGAAGACUGAAAAGGGAAGCUGAGUACUUCCAGCUCCCAGACUUGGUCAAACUCCUGACCCCUGAUGAAAUCAAGCAAAGCCCGGAGGAAUUCUGCCAUAGUGACUUCGAAGAUGCCUCCCAAGGAAGUGACACGAGAAUCUGCCCUGCUUCCUCGCUGCUCCCUGCUGACCGCAAGUGGGGUUUCAUUACUCUGGGUUACAGAGGGUCCUGCACCAUGGGCAGAGAGGGGCAGGCAGAUGCCAAGUUUCGGAGAGUUCCCCGGAUUUUGGUUUGUGGAAGGAUUUCCUUGGCAAAAGAGGUCUUUGGAGACACUUUGAAUGAGAGCAGAGACCCUGACCGAGCCCCAGAUAGAUACACCUCCAGAUUUUAUCUCAAAUUCAAGCAUCUGGAAAGAGCUUUUGAUAUGUUAUCCGAGUGUGGAUUCCACAUGGUGGCCUGUAACUCCUCAGUGACAGCAUCUUUCCUCAACCAGUAUACAGAUGACAAGAUCUGGUCAAGCUACACUGAAUAUGUCUUCUACCGUGAGCCUUCCAGGUGGUCAUCCUCGCAUUGUGAUUGCUGCUGCAAGAACGGCAAGGGUGACAAAGAAGGGGAGAGCGGCACGUCUUGCAACGACCUCUCCACCUCCAGCUGUGACAGCCAGUCCGAGGGCAGCUCUCCCCAGGAGACGGUCAUCUGCGGGCCCGUGACCCGCCAGACCAACAUCCAGACUCUGGACCGCCCCAUCAAGAAGGGCCCGGUGCAGCUGAUCCAGCAGUCGGAGAUGCGGAGGAAGAGCGACCUGCUCCGGACUCUGACUUCCGGCUCCAGGGAGUCGAACAUGAGCAGCAAAAAAAAAGCUGUUAAGGAGAAGCUCUCCAUUGAGGAAGAGCUGGAGAAAUGCAUCCAGGAUUUCCUCAAGAUCAAAAUCCCAGACCGGUUCCCGGAGAGGAAACACCCUUGGCAGUCGGAACUGUUACGGAAGUACCGUCUAUAGGGCAGGGCGGGGUGGGGGGAGACACAGACGCUGAGCAUUUUCAAAUUGACCUCCUAAAAGACACUCCUAUUCGCUAAGAAAAACAAGUACACAUUUGUUAGAACACAACGCCCAUUGAUAUACUACUGCCUAUUUACCUAAUUCACCUUAACACGCACAUCCACAGGGUAGAUUUCUUUCCAGGUGGGGAAGUAUAAGAAAAUCUUUUUUUUUUUCCUUAUGUGUUAAUUUGUUAACUUGGUCCCAUAUGCUGAUAUAAUGAGAGCCAGCCCUGCGAGAGGAGCUGAGAGGCCUCGGGAGUCAUUCAUCCCAAACUGGUUUUCCUCUCAUCUUCUACCUCCCUCCUGUAACCAGAAUAUGGUAGGGAGACAUCUGGCCCAAUGGCAUAUGUUUGAUUUAUUUAAAAUUUCCCUUUUCUGUUUGUUUAUAGGGAAAGGGGGUGGGGGGUGGCAGAUUUAUAUGACUUUUCACUCAAAUCUAUUAUGUGCCAGUUUAUAUUGACUCCGCAUGCAUGAGGAUUUGUGGGACACAAGUACAAGGAAGUGUGUACACACACCGUGCACGUGACCCCGGGGCCUGGACAGCUAGGAGGCUGCCAGCUCCUGCCAGCACUCGCUCAGGCAGAGGGCCUCUGCUAUUUUCUUAAAACCCUUCUGGGAGGAUUUCCCAGCCUCUCUUGGCAACACCUUAUAAUGUCAGAUAACCCUGGUCAUCAAGAAACUGUCUUCCCUUUUUUUUUGAAAUUAACACCCUAGGCUCCAUUUUACUGCAUUGCUCUUUCUCUGCAAUCAGAAAGGGUGAGAAGAGUUAGUCAGACUUUCUUUUUUUUUUACUUUAAACGAACAUUCAUAUCCACAAAAAUCACUAAUAAGUGGCCCCACACUCAGCCUCCUCCACUCUGAGCUGAGCGUUCCUUCUCUCACUGCUUCCCAGGUUCUUACUGCCUAUGCUUCAAUGGUGUGGCCUUCCCACAAAAUCCACAUUGAAUUCUUUGCGUUCCCACGUGGUCAUGGAAGGAAGAACACCACACAGUUCCCAGUUGAAUCAGGGUCCAGCUUUUUAUUUCUGAGGGAAUCUUAUUCUACACACCUCCUAACAAUUACUCACAGCUCUUCACACCUACAGCUAUACAUUGUCACUUUCUGGUAGCCAGUUGUGUUUGCCUUUGGGAUUUGGCUGUGUCCAUAUUAGGAUUGGCUGUCAUUUCUCUCAUCUCUGAACAACCCAGCUGGACAACUGGAGCUCCAAAACGGGAGGUUUUGGCUUUCUAACUAUCUUUCUUGAUUACAUCCUUGACCUUUGUAGACACAGCCAGAAAGAAACUGUUCCUAGCUACCCAGGCAUGUGACUGUAUUCUUUUAAUGUACCAAUAGCUCUUUCAUAGACUUGUGGUUAAUGAAGAUUAAGAAUCCAGGUUUUAUUUUUAGCAUUCCUCAUGCAUUUCAGUGGGAACUGAAAAAUAAUUUGUCAGUCAUUAUUUUUGUGCCAAGUACUCCUAAUUUUUUAUUGUGUGUUUGUGUGUAUCUAUAUGUAUCAUCACAGGUAAUAAAGGCAACUGGAUGGUGUCUGUAGGAGGGAAUACAAUGACCAAUUGCUUCUUUUUUAAAUAUUUCACUGAUGCAUCUUUGUUCUGUAAGAGGUUCUGUCUUAAUUCCUGUUAUUAGUGUCAUUAGUAUAUGGAUAUCUUUCUGAAUUUUUGAAUUUUUUGCUUUUAUACCAGUGCAACAGACUCAGCCAAUGUUUCCUUGUUGUGAUGAUUUAAAUAGAGUUUAAAGUUUUACUUAACUGAAAAAGAAAGUUUAUUGGGGAGUUGAGUUAUCAAGAGAAUUAUAAUUUAUGAAGUUAAUUGCUUUUCUUUUAUGUAUUUAUAUAGUAGCAUACAUUCUGUCUUAACUGCAACAUAGCUUUGUAAAGCCUACCUUUAUAUCUUCAUUCUUUUCAAUAUUUCUCACCACAUCAUAACACCAUCCUACUAAUAAUAGAAGAUCCUUCAAAGAGUCACAGAACUUAGUAGGUGAAGAACAAGUUGAACUGAAUGAAGAUAACCUCAAAUGACUCUCAUGAUCCUACUGGAAAUGCUUUCAGAGUUGGGGUUUAAAUAAAAUGGCCAAAGUUCCAAUUUUCUUCAAUUUCAGAGAUGACUGUAAUGGCAUCCAGACAGAGACACAUGAGUAAGGAUUGGAGAACUAGUAUGAUGGUAGUCAACCCACUACUUUGACUACAUACUUUAAAUAGUAUGUUAAACACUUCAAAGAAAAUUUUCAUGGCAUUAUUUCUGUCCAUUGACCUGUCAUGAAGUGUUGGUUUUUUGUUUGUUUGUUUGUUUUCUUCUUAGGCACUCUUUAUACCCCAGUGAACAAAACUAAUGGUAGGAAAUUUAUUUUAGAAAACAACAUUUCAUCUGGGUCAGCUGUAGACUGAUGCCUACACCAUAUGGUCCAAAUAACUAAGACAACAAUUUGUUCAUUUGCUUGCCUCUUGGUAGAGAGAUGGAUGUAGACUUGGUCAGGGAAAACCUCCAGGGAGGUACUGAAUAAAUGGAAAUCUUUAGUCCUGGUUUGAGUGGAGUUAUCAAGUGAUGUCUGUGCAGCCUGCAACAUUGGACAUGAGUUCUGGGUAAGUGAGUUAUGAUAUUAAAUUCUCUAGUAGUUCUGGCAGUCACUGUGAUUCAGGCCUGUUUUCUGAACUUAAAAUUGUUUUAAGAACUUUUAGCUCAAUUCUGGACAGAACAAUAUAUGUGGUUUGCUUCUUGAAUAUUGGUUAUGACAAGGGCUCAAACCUGCUGAUAUGAAGAAACUAAUGGCAUCUGGUGGGUCAAUUGAAUCAGGAGUCCAAUGUAUAGAGCCCCAACUUGAGUUGUUUUCUGGGAAAUCCUGCAGUUCUAAAAUCCAAGGAAAUGGAGGAGGCCACUUCCUACAAGUAUGUGGCUCUCCUGAAGUCAGAAACAUAUUCAUAAAGUAUUCUUACCCACCAUCAAAAAGGAAGUGGUCUGCAUUCAUCAAAAAAGAGGGGAAGACAGGAAAAUUAAACUGUUAGAUCAUGAAGGCCAUGUGCUCUCCCCCUGCUAGGAAGAAAUUGUGCUGAGAUUGGCCAUAAAACAAGAAAGUGAAGUGGCUUCCAGAAUGUACAGUGAUGCUGUCCUUUGUCCGUAGGCAUAGUUACCUUACUGGGAACACAUGCAUGGUUAAUUAAAAUAAAGGGAGAACAAUGUACAAAUCAUAAGCUUUCCCUUCACUCUUUAUUCCUUCAUAGCUAUGUUUACCCCCAAAUGAUUCAUUUGGUUUGGGGGACAUAGAAUAAAGGGGAGUCACCAUGGUGUUUUUCACUUUUCGAUUGGCCUGAGGUGAUUCUGAGGCAGCUUUGUCCACAGGCACAGAUGUGUGUUGUUCAUUCUGGGUCCUCUUAGUUUCCACUGAUUGAGCUUCUGGAUUACUUUUGCUUCUCUGGGUUUUAAAUUUCUCUCUGAUUAUCCUUUGUCUGUGCCAAGCAAAACAUGCUCCAGUGAGAAAAUGAAAGGCAUAUCUGGCAUUUUGCAAAAUUGCUUGAUGCCAGCUCCCAUAAUGGGAGCCAAACGUUGAUUCUCAUACAUUUUCCUUCACUAUAGUUUCAACUUUCCAACUCUGUGGUUCCUAGUUGAGUGCUGGUAUUUCUGUCAUGCCCUGGAUGAUAUAUUGUGAACUCUAACUAACCUUGGUCUUCUAGGUGACCUUUAGUAGAAUUAAUAAGGCUUUCUGUAAGCUUUUAGGUGGAAUUCUUAACUACCUCCACCUAACAUAGCAGUUUUCAAAGGAAAAAUUAAGGCAGUUACUUCCUCUCCCCACCUUUCCUCCCAGUCUCUGUGGCAGAUAAAUGUGGAUUUUGUUUGUUUGUUUGUUUUUUCCAAUUUGCAUGCUGGGUUAUAGGGUUAGCAUGGACCAUUUCUCUCUUUAAUGUGUUGAUAUUAUUGGGUCUUGCAAUCUCGAUGGCCCACUGUUUCAAUUUAUUUAUUUUUGUUUAUAUUGUCAAAAUAACACACUGGAGGAAGAAUCAGAAUGAACAUUUUGUGUUCUGAGUCAUGAUGAAGUUAGAGGUCAUUUGCACAGGACUGUGCAAUGAUUAAUAUCUGCAGAGAAAUUAGACCAAAUGGAACCUGCUGGAAUGAGUUUGAUUGAUAUUGCUUUCAUCAUUCUAGGUUUUGAAGAAAUGGUUAUUGCUUUCCACCCCUGCUAAAAGAAAAGAGUCUUAAACUUUAAUAAUCACAGUGUUGUGAUGUGACCACAGAGCUUAUUUGUUUUAAAUGUCUGUUUUUCUCAUCUUGCUGUACACAUUGAGUGGAGAUUCUUUUUUUUUGGUGACUUCCAUUGCAAGCUGUUUAGCAGUUUUGUUUGUUUUCAAUACUCAGUGUGUACUAAAAUUAAAGUCAUGUGUAGCACUUGUUAAAGUGGAGAGUCAUACACCCUAGCCCCAGAAAGUCUGAUUCAGAAACUUCAAGUAGGGCCAAGGAGUUUGUUUGGGGCUAGUAUUCUUAAUGAGUUGGAUGGGAUGAUCUGUGGCCUUACUUUGAGAAACUCUGCUAUUUUAGAGACCAUACAGGGGUCAGCUUUUCUCUCACUUCCUAGUGGCACUUCCUUUUCACUACAAAUAAUUCAAAGUAUGCAGUGUUUAUUACCUUAAGAGAAAAGGCCCAAAGAAGACCAUCCCAGGACCAUGGUAGAGUUCCAUGAUUCUUUUGGACUUUUAUAUGUCUGCCGUCCAUAACCUCUUCUCCAUUUUGCAUGUGUUAGUGCCUUUUACUUACUUAUUUAUUUAUUUAUUUAUUUAUUUAUUUAUUUACCAAACUAAAAGCUUGCACUUAUAGUGCAAUAUAAUUUAGUCCCUGGGUAGAGGGGACCACAUCUCUGAGUGAGAUGGAUCCUAAUGAUGCCCAACAGGAAAUAAAAAUCGUGACCUCACCCAAGGAGAGUUAUUCCUCUCUAGGCCCUUAUAAAGUUGGAGUCAGAGGAACUUGAGAGUGAGCUCUAAUUUACCUGUGCCUAGAGGUGGGUGCAUUAACUUCACAUACUAACAUCACCAAAAUUAAUAUAAAAUGAUCAAUGAAUUGAACUGUAUUUCCUCAAUGAAAUCCUGAGUCAUUGUCCAAUUUGACUCAAGCAGGACUAUGAAGCUCUCAGAGAGCUGAAGAUCCUGAUCCCCAAUAUUAACUACAAACUUCAAGCAAAACCUUUGAGAGGGAAUAAAUAGAAAAAAAGAAGUGAGUUCCUAAGUGGUCAUAUAACAUGUGACACGGCACAAAGUUCUGUAACUUUCCAGUCACUCUAACCAGGGGAGAUGGUAGUACUCUAAUUAUUCAGAUAGAAAAUUUUUGGAAGGUUUCAACGGUCCAGUUGGUUCUGUCCUUAUCACAGAAUAACUGGGAGAGGUACCAUUUUCCUACAUCCAUUCACUAUUAGAAAUAAAUAAAUGGCUUAAAUUCACGCUUGUCAGGAUCAUCAGUGAGUAUUUAAAUACGGCUGCUGCUAAAGGAAAGGGACUUUCAAGUUAAUGAACUUGAGCUGCUAAUUCAGGUGAUCGGGCCACAAUUAUUUUUAAAUGUUAUUAAUAAAUUGGUUCUGCUUGCCUUCCUUCUUCUACUUCCCAAGUCAAUCCCUUUAAUGCCCCUGCUUCCUAACCUUUAAAAAAAUAUGUUCCUGUUGUUUGUAACACAGUGCUUUGUUUACUGGCUAAAAGAUUGUUAGUUCCUUAACUGUCACUCUUGCUUUAUUUACAGUGAAAAGGCUAAAGAAAAAUUUGCCCAGGCCCAGCAACUAUCAAGGGCUUUGUCCUAGGGCAAGGGGCUGGUGAUUUUCCUUUUAAUCAGCCUUCUAAAUCCUCUUACAGGCCAACUGGAGGAUUUAAUAAGUCUCCUUCCUCUAGCAACCUCUUCCAUCUUGUCAGUUUAUUCUUAAUGUUGACCUUUAAGUUAAUUUCCCUGCAUUUGCACAAUAAAAAUCCACAUUACUUCAGACUGCCUCCAUGCUAAUGUGGGCUCCAUUCGAGAGUGGAACCAGGAUUGAUGCACAAGUAAUGGAGAAGGGUUGCUUUGUAAUUGUGUGAGUGUGUGUGUAGACACAUGUGCAGUUUUUAGGUUUGUGUUGAGUCAGCGGCUAAUGUCCAUGGUAAUAUUGAUACUAUCCAAGUGCCUGGAAAAAAGUCUUUGGUUACAAAGUUUAACAGCUUUUAAUUCAUCACAGUGGUCUGCAAGGAGGGUGUCAGUCCUUGAGAAUGUCGAGGAAAGCUUAUCUCCUGGUGUGACAUUCAAACAAUCCAGAUUUCCCGGUAAAAAUCAAACUCAUGUUUAUUCAUAUAGUCAACUCAAAAAAAGAAAAAAGAAAGAAAGAAAAGAUAAGAAGGAAGAGAGGAAGGAAUGAAGGAAGGAAAGAAAAACUCCACAAUGCCUUGAAGUCUAAACCAUACUGAGGAUUAACCCUGAUCAUCACAGAUUUUCUCAGUGUGUGCCAGUGGUCAGUGGUUUAUCCCUGUAUCUGAGGGGAACAAUUCCGGGAGAUACUCUUCUCUGGUUUGAGUGGGUUUUUUCCAUUUACGGCAGUGAUUCUCACAGGGGGGUGCAUCCUAGGGAACUUUUGGCAAUACCUGGGGACCUUUUUUAUUGCCACGACUUGAGAGGUGCUACAGGCCUCCAAUGAAUAAAAACCAGGGGACGCUGCCAAAGUCUCACAAUGCACAGGACAGUCCCUACAAGAAAGAACUGUUCAGCCCCAAACUCAAUAGUACUGAGGUUAGGCACCUUGAGUUAAGGGUUGGCUCAAAUUUUUUAAAGAAUUCUUACCCCAUAGAUGAAGAUCUCUGGGACAAAAGGUAGGAUGAAAUAGAAGAAUGAUUAGUACCACCUUAAAUCUACAUAAGGUUUAUUUGAAGCUAAAAACAAUGAUCUCUUUAUGCAAAUGUAAACACUGAGAUUUAGAGGGAGAAAUGUGUAAUUUUUUCCAGGGUUUCAUUAGUGAUGGGCAGGCCUGGGGUCUAUGUCUCUGUCUUUUGCUUCUGUCUCGUUCUGCUUCUGAAAAGGAUACUUCAGUGAAGACAUAAACCUUAACAGCUAAAUAUGUUUAUUAUAAAAGCAACAUCUAAAGGCUGCUGGCAUACCCACCUCAUUAUAUAACAUUCUCCCUCUGUUCUCUGCUUCUCUUUCUUCUACUCCAAGCAAAACGUAGCAAGGAAGAAUCCAAUCCAAUGCUCUCCAUGAAAGUUAUUAAGUUAUUAGCUAUUUUAAAUGGCAAAUUCCGUUAGAGGAGACAUCUUCCUAGGAGAUAAAGGAGAGACAGAUCUGGAGGACUAGUUUUGCCUACCACAGACUGUGCCUUAUGGCACAAGCCUUUUCAAGGGCCAGUGAUAUUGUGGACCAAGUGUCUGGUGCGUACUGUUAUGCAUGAACUCCAGUGUGGCAAGAUAGUUCCCAUGCCAGGAGAACUGCAGCUGCAGCUGCUUGUUGUGCUGUUUCCAGGUCACCAGGGCAAGCUCCAUGGGAGUAAAUAGGUGUGUGUGCCUGUGUGUAUGUGUGCCGCAUCUAUCUGCUGUUUUCACCUUCUUGGCUUUUUAAAGAACCUUCAACUUUGUUCAAGACAGGUCAGAAAACCCAAUAUGACUGGCUGCUCCCAACAUCUCAUCAAAACUGCUCUAAGUUGGAAAAAUGAGAGGCAGCUACAAAAAAGAAACUGCACUGAAAUAUAUGUGGGAGAGAGGGGUGUGUGUGUGUGUGUGUGUGUGUGUGUGUUGUAUAUGUGUGUUUAUGUAUAAAAUUUUGUAUAUAUAUGUAUAUAUGUUUGUACAUCUAUCUAAAAGUAUAUAUCUAUAUAUCUAUAUACAUAUGUAUACACAUAUAAAAAAAUCUCAUAGUUUGAAACUUUGAAAUUUUGAUUUUGAGGGAUGAUGUUAAUGAUAAUGAUGAUUAUUUAUAUUUGGUUUUCUAGAUAGUUUAGUUAUAUUUUCCAAAAUUAUCUUUAACUAUGUAUGUAUGUAUUUCUUUAUAGUAGAGAAAAUAUGAAUAAAAUACCUUGGUUUAACACUUAUGGAUACAAAAUGAAACAAAGGUGCAUUUGAUGAAAAGCCAAGCUUGUAUAAACUGGCUUUCUUACUUAAACUAUUUGUUGGAAUUUCAAACUAUGUGUUUUUAAACAUGUUCAUUAAAAAAACAACACCCAAAAUACACACACACACACACACACACACACACACACAACUCUCACCAAAUGAACAUGAAGAUGUUUAGGAAAAAAAUAAGAACAUAUAAGUCUAUGACAAUACAAAUCCAAUGGUUAUCACGCUAAUGGUACUUCACCAACACAUUGGUUAAUUUACUAUCUACUCACUGAUUUUGACUUCAUCAAUCAUGGGGUUCCUGUUGGCCUUACACAAAUUGGAGGUGGAGCUCAUUAUCUGUAUAAUCAUUUUAAAACUAUAGUAAAUAAUUUAUAUGUACAUUGUAAAUAUAUACUAAAGCUCAAGGGCACAUUGUAAUAAUAACCAGUCACUUUCUAGACUCCUGCAAAUAACACUUUAAGCCUGUUUUAUAGGUACCAUAAUAAUUGCUCGAAGAAGGAACAACAUAAUGAAAUACAAGAAAAUAUUAAUGAUCUGUUUUGGCAUCCUGUAGACCAAAAUUUAGUAAUAAUCAAAUGACUAAAAUUUGGGUACUCUUAAGGACAUAGUAAGUUAUUUUUGUAGUCAGAGCUACGUGCUUUGCAUAUUUUGAAGAAUGUAAAGUGUUUUCAGUCAACCUAUGCAAAUGGAGCUUCCCUGGUGCUCCUUGGGACCAGUAUGUCUGUACACAAGCCCAAACCAUCAGACACUCAGCCUGGCUCCCAGUCCAGGGCUCAGCUCGAAGUCCAAGCAGAGUCCAUCUCCUAGGGGCCUGGCCUGUCAGGUUUGCUCAUACAAUCAGAAGCAUUUGCAAAUUAAUCCAGUAUGGUCAUCAUUUUUUUGCCACAAGCUCCCUGCAGAUGUGAUCUUAAAAGCACACAUGAAGAAAAUUAACUUUGUAGCAAUUAAAUAUUCUAAUUUGGCUUAAGGAUUCUUGAAGAAGGAGUGAUUGUUUUUCCCCAUAAAUUUUGGAGAAAUGGGGAAGAUUUUACAUUAUCCCUGGCUUCAAGUUCCUCUGUCAUUUAUUUAUUUUUAAUCCAAAGGAGAAUGUUGGAUCAGGAGAAUUUUUCUUAAAAUAUUAUGCUUAGUUUAGAAAAGGUCAGAUUCUAAUAUUUUUGUAACUCACACGGGGGAGUGGUGUAGAAGGGGGGUAUCAACCCCUCAUUACCAUGUUUCUGAUCUAAGAAAGUGGAUUCAUGAAUUACUGGAAUAGUAUCAUACUUAAAAUACAAACACAGGGUGGGGAGCUGAAUGUCUGAGUCCCACCGCAGGCUGUCUAUGGGGUCUGCUGUAAAUGGGUCACCAAUUAGAUCAAGAAUUUUUAAGUAAAAUCAAGGAUCUUUGUGUUGCCUGAAGGAAUUGAAAUAAUGAUCUCAGUUGAAUUCCUGUUCCCCUCAUCUGUCAGAACCAGUUAAGCACUGGGUCAAACCUAACAAAAUAAUUGGUCCAAAUUAAGUCGACAUGUUUAAAUAUUAUCAGCACCAUCCUGGGCACUUCUAAAGACCCUGUUGCUUAGGUUGCAUAGAGAUCUCCAAUGAAUUUGUCAGGGAUUCUCAGGCUCCUCUUUUGCUAGAAGAAUCAGAAUUGAGCUCAUGUUCCUCUUUCCUGACCUCAUUCAAGUGCUUGACGACUUGGGUCAGUUAGUGGCACAUUGUUGUAUACCAAGUGACACCCACUGAAAUUACCUCUUCUCCUGUACAAUGCAGUUCACUUGUACAUAAGUGUAAUGUCAAAUUGUUUACAGGUUCUCUCUGUGUGUAGUUGUGAUAGCAGAUUUAGCUCAAACUUUAAAAGAAUCUGUUCAAUGAAUGGUGUUUAAAAUGAAUGUGCUUAUUACAAUAUAAACAUCAUUAAUCAUGGACUUACAUGAAUGCAUGUCUACCCGUCGUCAAUUCCCAGCAGCUCGGUUAUUCAGCAAAAAGUCUGUGAAUAGCAAGUAUGCAUAAACUACGUGACUCUGGUAACUCAGUAACUGUUAUUACCUUGGAUUGUAACACUGUAGAUUUUAGCCUGCUGUAUUUCUUCCUUGCCUACUUGUUUUUGCGAGAGAAACAUGGUAAAUGAUAGUACUACUAAUUGUCCCAAUGGAAUUGCACACAUUCUUGGCGACCAUUGGUCCAUCCAAAAGGCAACUAUCUGCCUUCUGAUGGAGCAAUGGCCCUGAGCAAGGUAUACAUAUAUACAUACAUAUCUAUGUAUGCAAUAUCAACAAUGCCAAUUACUACUGUCUAUUCUCACUGCCAGUGGCACAAACUACUGUUUUAUUUGGAAUCAUUGAUGGAUAUAAAAAAAUUAAUUUGCUAUUAACUGCUUUCAUAUUCUGUUCAGUUGUUAUAAUAUGGUGAAUGAUACAGGUGCGGUAUCAGUAUUGUAAAUUGUGUGGUGAACACUGCAAAAGUCAUUCUGUGGAUAUAUUUUAAAAGGCAGACAAGAAACUAUAUUUCAGAUUCUUGUGUGAAUAUAAUAAUUACAGACAUAGGUAACUAUUUUUAUGUGUUUCCAUAAAUGACUCCAUUUCAUAUACAUUGUAAUUUAGCACUGAUCAUAAUAAAUAAUUUGGUAACA
Messenger RNA from Pipistrellus kuhlii (Kuhl's pipistrelle), 12600 nucleotides. RefSeq names its product potassium channel tetramerization domain containing 16 (gene KCTD16). Bases 637 to 1923 code for a protein of 428 amino acids. Lineage: Eukaryota; Metazoa; Chordata; Mammalia; Chiroptera; Vespertilionidae. Gene Ontology annotation, cellular component: postsynaptic membrane; presynaptic membrane. Gene Ontology annotation, biological process: protein homooligomerization; regulation of G protein-coupled receptor signaling pathway. The transcript has 3 exons. The record is from RefSeq and is a predicted model, not a curated record. Gene Ontology annotation, molecular function: protein binding.